UGUGAGCCCAACAGUCGUCUCUGGCUCGCUGUCUCUCGCCGCUCCGCAAGUGUCAGCCCCUCCAGCGGCGGCGGCGUCUGAGAGCUCACCCUUUUUUCAAUAGCUUAAGGGAAGACUCAAUGUAAAGUGUUUACAAAUUUGGGUUGUAGAACAGAUGUAAAUUAAUUAUGGCUCCUAGAUAGGAAUUGCUUUUUUAAUUCAUUUUUGUAAGCCAAGAUGAUUUAGUAUAAAAAAACAAAUUUAAGUUUCAAAUGUGCCUUCCAAACUUUAGCACCCAUGAAUUUUAUGCUGAUGGCAGAUAUUUGUCAGGACAUUGAGUUUUGGUAAUCUGGUGAAGAGCUUAGAUUUUUUUUUUUAUUUUUAUUUUUAUUUAUUUUUUUUUUUUUAUAUAUAUAUGUGAAGUUACCUGCUGGAUUUUCAGUUAUCUCACUCAAGGUUAUCUUUGUGUGUUACAGGUUUAGGUGGUGCUGGUAAUGUGGAGUUGUAAGGGGUGCUCAGAAAAAGUGUCAAAUAAAUGCUGAGUUUAAGAGAAUUACGACCAUACCGCUUCAUUCAAAGUUCUUCUCUCAACUGGAUCUCCACUGUGACAACCUGAGGAAGCUCUUCAAAAGAAGAGGAGGACAGCUCGGACAAAAGCUUAGACAAACUGUUGCACAAAUGGAUGAUUGUGAAGAUGUUGAUGUUGCACGGGAGUGUGUCAUUAAGGGAGUCUGCAUAUAUAUGGGAGAAGAUCCAGCCAAGCUCAUCCAUAAAUAUGUGGGUGUGGAUGAAGCUAAUAUUGAAGAGGGUAUUGGAGCCACCACCAUCGGUGUUUUUCAUCUUAAAGACUGUUCUUCAGCAGAUGAAGACAUCGGGGUCGUUCUUGAAGGCAUCAGAGUGUUGUCCUAUUUGGAUAGUGUGCCAACAGCUGUUGCAAUGCUUUUUGGACUGAUAUAUGCAAUGAACCUCGCCUACCCUGCUGACCUCCGCUACACUUUCGAGGUAUUACAGAAAAUAGUAAUGGAACUGGAUGGAGGUAAACUGUCAAACAAGGCAUUGUCCCUUAAAAACCACCUCUAUGAGUGAAUAGAGAUUUUCUCAUGUUUAAUUUGGUAAUGUUCUCAUGUUCAGUUUUUGUAUUUCUUGUUGUAUUCUUUAUUGGAGGACACAAAUGUAUUUUUUUAAUGAGGAACGUUCACCUGAAAGACUGGGCUUCAGCAGCUUUUACGUUCCAGUAUGUAGUGCUACUUAUAACACUACUGCUACUUAGUGUUACAAAUAUGUUAAAGAAAUUUGCUAUAAAAGUUACAUUACACUGAUUUAUUGUCAUGCAAAUUACAUGUUCAGAAUUGUUUUAGAAAUUUUACACACUUUUCUAAAUCAUUUUGUCUUUCAUAUUAAUAUCUUAUAGAUAAACUUUUAAGACGUAGUGUUUCCCUUGUAAAAAAAUGUUCUUGUUUUUACACAUUUGUUUAGACUAUCACUAUGGUAUUACAUAGUAAUCAGUAAGACAUGUGACAGAUAAUUGGUGUAAAAAGUUUAGCUUUGCCUCAUAUUGACAUAACAUACUGAUAGUUUUAACAAAUAUGUUAAAGUCUGUAAAGCUAUGUACUGCAGCAUUAAUUAAUGUCAUUUGAAUACAUGUUCAAAAACAGUUUGUAGAAAUUUGACAUACUUUUCAUAAUCUUGUACAUCUUUUAUAGAAAUAUGUCUCAGGUUUUCCUUCAUGUUCAUAAAAAUUGUAUUUACUAAAUUUAAAAAAAUUUAUGUCUCUUCAAUUUAAAAUAUGUUAAGUACAAAAUGGUGUGAUUUAAAUUUUCUUUCAAAUAAAACUAAUUUGUUCAGUAGCACUCGCUUUCUUUGUCUUUCUUGUCAAAUAUCAGUCUUUAAUUUUUUACAGUAGAACAGCAUAUAGAGAACUUGAAAAAAUUAAGUAGGAUUUAAAGCUGUAACAUGUGUUCCAUUAACAUGAUAGAAUUGUGUUCGCCCAACACAAUUUCAUUGAGUAAUACUGGCAAUGAAAAAUAAGCUGGUGUUAUUCAUUACAAUAGUGUUGCUGAGACAUAAAAAAAGUUAUUGAUAAUACAUAAUAUAUUUACAUUAUGGUAAGAGAUAAAAUGUUUGUAGUUUCAACUUAAUAUUUUCAAGUAAUCUCAUGUAAAUAAAAUAUGUUGAUUUGACGAGCUUUAAGUAUUUGAGGGAAAGAGGGAAAAUAUGUCGGUUCUACUUAUUUGCAUUGUGUGGGACGGAUGUACACAAUAAAAUUAAGUAAAAUGAACAGCUUUUUUCUUUCAG
Molecule: messenger RNA, 2274 nt
Organism: Xiphophorus couchianus (Monterrey platyfish)
Lineage: Eukaryota; Metazoa; Chordata; Actinopteri; Cyprinodontiformes; Poeciliidae
Exons: 4
Coding region: 658-1065 (135 amino acids)
Source: RefSeq, a predicted model, not a curated record